AUGCAUCUCAGGUCAAUCAUUCUCGCUGGGCUCGGCCUCCUGGUGUCGACCACUCUCGGCGCACACCUGCCCCUUUUGUCACGGGCCCUGGACAAGCCACGUUGUUUGGUUCAGGAGGAUCUUCCCCAGCGAAGGAGCGGAAGACGUCUGCUCGACUAUGUUCCCACUGCGGAGCCCAUCAUCAUAAAAACAUACGUGCACAUUAUUGCACGCGACAAAACUGUGUCCGGUGGAUGGGUCACUCAAGAGGCCCUCGACGCGCAGAUGCGCCUCCUAAAUACAACCUACGCCGGCACAGGGUUCCAGUUCAACUGGAUCCGCGAGGAGACGACGCGCACCGUCAACGUCUCCUGGACGCAGUUCCCCUCGGACUGGAACAGCUACUUCCCCGAGGUGUCGCGGUGGGAGCUGAACUGGAAGCGGCAGCUGCGCAAGGGCGGCGACGACAUACGGGUGCUGAACCUCUACUUCAACGUCGGGCUGCCCGCCGCCGGCGUGGCGGUGCUGAUCGACCAGCAAGGGGAGCUCGACAGCUUCCGCGUCUUUGACGGCGCCAUCAUCGACCCCAGCACCAUGCCCGGCGGCCCGGACCCGCUCAUCAACGAGGGCAAGACCGUGACCCACGAGGUCGGCCACUGGGUGGGCUUGUACCACACCUUCCAGGGCGGGUGCGCCGACCAGGACCUCGUCCAAGACACCCCGCCGGCCCGUGCCCCGCCGGGAGGGUUUUCGUUCUGCGACCGCGUCUACAACACCUGCAGCGACACGCUCGGACCCAAUGGGACCGACGCCCCGGACCCAAACGACAACUACAUGAGCUACUCGACGGAUCCGUGCAUGACCAAGUUCACGCCGGGGCAGAUUGCUCGUAUGCACCAAAUAUGGGAGACAUAUCGGGCAAAGAAGUAG
Messenger RNA from Pyricularia pennisetigena, 909 nucleotides. RefSeq lists its product as uncharacterized. The coding region runs from base 1 to 909 and encodes 302 amino acids. Gene Ontology annotation, molecular function: metallopeptidase activity. The record is from RefSeq and is a predicted model, not a curated record. NCBI's taxonomy places the organism in Eukaryota, Fungi, Ascomycota, Sordariomycetes, Magnaporthales, Pyriculariaceae. The transcript has 3 exons.